AUCUGUUCGCCACCUCUUCCUUGCCGUUUGCUUCUUCAUCUUCAUGCUCCUUUCCACUCGCUUCUUUCAUUCAGUGAUUCUCCUUCCUUCUUCUUUUUCCACUCGUUUUUGCUUUAUGUUUUAACGAUUCGAGUUCUGAUUGCUCUUUCAUGGCAGCCAGUAACUCAGAUUUCCGAGGCUUCAAUUCAUCGCCACAAAACCGAAUUUCCACUGAAUUGCUCCCCGCUCAAUCUCACUCAAACGUGCCCUCUUCAUUAUUACCCAAAAACAUUCCAAAUUCACCAUCAGAAAUACAAAUCAGUAACCUGUCCAGAAUUCUUCCAUUGGAUUCAUGAAGAUCUAAGGCCAUGGACAGAGACUGGGAUAACGGAGGAGAUGGUGGAGCGCGCCAAGAGUAAAGCCAGUUUUCGUUUGGUGAUAUUGAAGGGAAGGGCUUACGUCGAAAGGUAUAAAAAACCACCCCAAACUAGAGACCUUUUCACUCUGUGGGGCUUCCUACAGUUGCUAAGGAGGUACCCUGGAAAAGUGCCAGAUUUAGACCUUAUCUUCGACUGCUUCGAUUAUCCACUCGUUGAAAAGAAAGACCAUCUGUUGGUUGCUCCACCGCCAUUGUUUCGAUACUGUGGCGAUGAUGACACUUUCGACAUUCUUUUCCGUGAUUGGUCCUUCUGGGGUUGGCCCGAAAUUAACAUCAAACCAUGGGAGUCUUUAUUGAAGGACCUGGAUCAAGGCAACAAAAGGACUAAAUGGAUAGGCAGAGAUCCUUAUGCUUACUGGAAAGGCAAUCCAUUCGUUGCUAAACACAGGAAGGAUCUCCUUAAAUGCAAUGUUUCUAACACCAAGGAUUGGAACGCUCGUCUUUACGUCCAGGACUGGAUUCGAGAAACGCAGCAGGGAUUUAAGGAAUCACACUUGGCCAACCAAUGCACCCACAGAUAUAAGAUCUAUAUCGAGGGAUUCGAGGGAUCUGCAUGGUCCGUGAGUGAGAAAUACAUUCUCGCUUGUGACUCGGUUACCUUAAUGGUAAAACCCGAUUACUACGAUUUCUUCACAAGAGGGUUGAUGCCCGUCCACCAUUACUGGCCCGUAAGGAUGGAUGGCAAAUGCAGAUCAAUCAAGUUUGCUGUCGAUUGGGGAAACAAUCACAAGCAAAAGGCCCAAAGAAUCGGAAGGGCGGGAAGCAGAUUUAUUCAAGAAGAUUUGAAGAUGGAUCAUGUAUACGACUACAUGUUUCAUCUUCUGAACGGAUACUCGAAGCUCCUGAAAUACAAACCGGUUGUACCCCGGAACGCAAUCGAAAUUUGUUCCGAAACCAUGGCUUGCAAUUCAGAAGGGAUUGCUAAAAGAUUCAUGAAGGAGUCUAUCGUCAAAGGCCCUGCAGAUUUUAGGCCCUGCACCAUGCCACCUCCGUAUGAUCCUCAAACUCUUAACUCCAUUCUUGAAAGAAAAAUGAAUUCAAUUAAACAAGUUGAGAAACGGGAAAACGAAUUCUUUGGAGAACAUAAAUUUUAA
Cynara cardunculus var. scolymus (artichoke) is the source of this 1512-nucleotide messenger RNA. RefSeq names its product protein O-glucosyltransferase 1-like. Lineage: Eukaryota; Viridiplantae; Streptophyta; Magnoliopsida; Asterales; Asteraceae. The record is from RefSeq and is a predicted model, not a curated record. The transcript has 4 exons. The coding region runs from base 376 to 1512 and encodes 378 amino acids.